CGGGCAGCAGAGGGGAGCAGGAUCCCACAGGAGAGUCUAACCCACCUACGCCACAUUCGUGCCCAACACUUGGCCGCACACGUGGUCUGCACCUUUCCACUGUCUGUCAUGGGAUGCCACAGCUGUCAGCUCCACCAAGUCACAGCUGCCCUUUGGAAAUCCCUGCAAAGGCUGUUUUGGGCAAUGAUCUGAGCACGCAGGAAUCCCUUCUGGAAAGACAACUGAGGGUCCCUUAAAGGUGCGUCAGGGGAAGGUUGAGAGAGGCACGCUUUGCCCAGAUCUGGCAUGCCCUGCGGCCCCAUCUCCCUCACCACUGGCUCACACUCCUUCAGAAAUGAAGGGUACCAUAGCUGAGCUCUGGUCACCGCUUCCCACCAUGCUCAACAGAAACCUGGCAGAUGCACAGCGCAGGAUUGCAACAGACAGUCCUUCUUAUUCACCUCUAUUUUCCCAUAUUAGUCUCUGCAGACCAAUCACAAACAGUUCGCCAAAGUUAAGCAAUAUCACAGAGAACUUUAAGAAAUGACUCUUAUCAUCCCUCCUGAGGAUAGGCUCAAUGGUCAAGGCCACAGUGAAAUCUUCCUUUUCUUGUAAAAGUUAACUAAAGUUAGUUAUUAAAGUGUUGCCAGUAUUUAGGGAGGUUCUGAAAUGAAGAACAGCACAAGAUACCUGCACUGCCUCUGAAAAUUUCAAGGAUAUCUUUUUCCAUAAAAUCUUGGUGUGGCUUCUUCUGAAGAGCUUCCUGUAUCAGGUUUUUAAGUGACUAAGGCCAGAAAGAAGCACACACGAGUCACCAUCUUCACCUGAUACUUCAGUAGAAAUGGUUGAACCUGUGGGCAACCACUAUGUUGUAGCCAGACCUGUGUACUCAGAGAAUUUGUUCAAUGAAGAGCAUGAGAAACUGCACAGAUACCAUAAAACCCUUUGGGAUCACCUGAAACUCUGUUUUCGCUGCUCCCCACAAAGGGUCAAAAAAAUUGCCUUGGGUUUUUUUCCCAUCACCUCAUGGCUGCCAGCAUACCGCUUCAGGGAGUGGAUCCUGAGUGACAUAGUCUCCGGCAUCAACACGGGCCUCGUGGCUGUCCUGCAAGGUCUCGCCUUUGCUUUGCUGGUCAAUGUCCCCCCUGGUUACGGACUCUACGCGGCGUUUUUCCCUGUCCUGGUCUAUUUUAUCUUUGGCACAUCCAGACAUAUAUCAGUGGGUCCCUUCCCCGUCCUAAGCCUGAUGGUGGGGGGAGCUGUCACCAGGCUGGUCCCCGACGACAGCGCUGCAAAUGGCACUUCCACGAAUCUCUCAGCAAUAAAUGAAGAGAGGGUGAUGGUGGCUGCAUCUGUAACCGUCCUUUCUGGGGUUUUUCAGUUGCUCCUGGGAAUCCUCCAGUUUGGAUUCAUCGUUAUUUAUCUAUCACAAUCGUUAAUCAGUGGUUUCACAACUGCUGCAGCUAUCCAUGUGGUGGUGUCUCAGCUGAAAUUCAUGCUUCAGCUACCUGUCCCUGGAUUUAAUGUACCAUUUGGCAUCAUCUAUACUCUGGAGAGCGUUUUCAGCCAGAUCACAAAAACAAACGUCGCUGACCUAGUCACAUCCCUUGUUGUCUUACUUAUCGUGUUUGUGGUGAAGGAAAUGAAUGAUCGAUACAAAGCAAAGUUACCAACUCCCAUCCCGAUCGAACUCCUUGUGACAGUCUUAGCAGCACUGAUUUCCUAUUUUGUUAAUUUUGAAGAAAAAUUUAACGUAGCUGUCGUCGGAAAACUUGAAGACGGAUUUCAAGAGCCUGUUGCACCCGAUGUAGGUGUCCUCCAAAAAUGUAUCGGCGACAGCAUUUCCAUCGCAAUUGUUGGGUUUGCAGUAGCCUUCUCCGUGGCUAAAGUGUAUUCCAUCAAGCAUGACUACCCAGUAGAUGGCAACCAGGAACUGAUUGCCUUUGGGCUGGGUAAUAUAGUUGGUGGUUCAUUCAAAGGAUUUGCCUCCAGCACUGCUCUGUCGAGAUCAGGGGUGCAGGAGAGCACAGGAGGCAAAACACAGAUUGCUGGUAUUAUCUCAGCUGUCAUCGUCUUGAUUGUGAUCUUGGCCAUUGGAUUUCUCCUGGCACCAUUACAGAAGUCAGUCCUUGCAUCUCUGGCUCUUGGUAACUUGAAAGGCAUGCUCAUGCAGUUCAAGGAAGUAGGCAUCCUGUGGAAGAAGGACAAGUAUGACUGUGUUAUAUGGGUGGUGACUUUCUUAGCUGCCGUUUUUCUUGGCCUGGAUAUCGGGCUUGCAACCGCCGUGGCAUUCCAGCUGCUGACCGUGGUGAUCCGCUCCCAGCUUCCAAGCUGCACCCUUUUGGCCAAUGUUGGGAGAAGUAACAUCUACAGAAACAGGAAGGAUUACACCGAUAUCUAUGAGCCAGAGGGAGUGAAGAUUUUCAGGUGCUCGUCUCCUAUCUUCUUCGCUAAUAUUGAAUUCUUCAGAGAGAAACUCAUCACCGCUGUUGGCUUCAACCCACUGAGAGUCCUGAGGAAACGCAAUAAAGCUCUGAGGAAGAUCAGAAAGAUGCUGAAGAAAGGAGAGCUGCAAGUGACACCCAAAGGCUUGAUUUGCACGGCUAACCAUGCACAUGAGUCAGAUGAAGAAUUAGACAACAACAGGAUAGAGGAGCUGGACCAGCCCACCAACAUGACAGAUUUGCCCGUUCAGAUCAACUGGGGUGGUGACCUCCCCCCUGGCAUCACUGUGCCCCGUGUCGACAUCCACAGCAUCAUUCUGGAUUUCUCAUCCGUGUCCUUCCUUGAUUUUUCUGCCAUGAGAGUCCUCCAAAAGACUUUGAAAGAAUUUGUCCGGAUCGACAUUGACAUUUACAUUGCAGGGGCACAUGAGGGAUUCCUGGAAAAACUGGAGAGAUGUGCAUUUUUUGAUGAGGAGAUUAAGCCAUCCGUAUUUUUCCUCACCAUUCAUGAUGCAGUUUUACACAUUUUGCUGAAGAAGGACAUAGCCAGCUCCCCCAAAUUAAAGCUCACGGAGGAGAAGGGUAGUGGCAACAACUACAUCACCAUCCCCAGCAAUGGACUGCGCAGCCGGGAGUGCGCGAUUCCAGCAGAAACAAAAUUUUAGAUUUAAUUUUCUAAAGAUAAUAUCCUCCAGCAACACCACGUCACUUACAGAAGAUGAACGCAGAUACAGUGGUGAGCAUGAAGACAGAAGGAUAGUUUUAAACACCUUAAGAAGCAUUUACUACAUGUAGUUAUGUUUCAAGUUUUGGAAUGGCCUUGUUAGGCUUUAUGCGUCUCUGUAAAUACAGGAAUGUAUUUAUGUACAUAUAUGGAGGCUAAAAUCACAGAGAUUUUCUUAUUUCAUACCUUGCUGACACCCUACCCACAGAGCUGAAGAAGCAGGUAAUGUUAACCCUAUUUGCAUAUACUUGUACAUAUAUCUAUAUUAUCCUGAGAGUUUGUAGACAACCUGUACAGUUACUAGAGAAUAUAUAAAUAUUUGAAAUCUUGUAAUUUAUAAGACAGAAAUAAUAGUUGGGAGUGAUAUUUUAUCUUCAGCUUGUAUAUAACUUGUAUAAAGUUUUCCUGAUGGUUUGUAAGAUACCUAGUAGACCGAGUUACUGAAGUUGUUGCAGGUCCCUGCCAUGAGCAUAGCAUACAUAGUGACUAACGUAUCUACUGUAAAACAUGAACGUUGUUACGGCAAGAUGCAGCAUUUUCAGAUCCAGACAUGACUCAUUGAUUUGGUUUGGGCUGAUACAAAGUGCACAAGAGAAGAUACAUUUAUAGCGAACUAUUAAAUAAUGAUUUUGGUAACUAACUCUGCAUUGCUCGCUGCAUUUGUCAAUACACCAUCGAGGUAGCUCGUGACCAGUGAGACCCAGCCUGUGUCCUGCAGCGAGUGGACAGAUGUGCUGGCCCCUGAGCUCGGCUGGGGGGAGCGGUGGGUGCGGAGCUGCCAGGCGGGCAUGCUGGAUUGCCCAGGUCUCUUAGAUGGGUGCACAGAGGACUUUAAAGGGUCCACUCCGAUACUCCAGCCUGCACAACCGAGCCUGCACAACCGCCAUCAAUUAACUCCUGCUGGAAGUCUACAGCUUGAAGAUAAACUGCACACGCCUUUCAGAGAAAAAAAAACAACCCAUGCUCAAUGUAGGGGAGCCAAGACAGUGGGUUGUUUGACACUGAUAACGUGCAGCUGUGGCCUUGCUUUGACAACGUGCAGCUGUGAUCCUGCAGCAAAGAGGUAAAUAACUCUGAGGAAGUGUGGGAGGGUGAAGCAGAGACAAGGAGGAGUGUGGUCUGGCCUCUGGAGGAUGAUGAAACAGCAUGGACAGCAGAGAGUAGCCUGUGGUGGGCAGCAGCUGGUUGCGUGGACAGUGGAGUUUGACCAAUGGUAAAGCUUUUGGCAGCGUGUGUACAGUGCGUAAGCUUAUGGAAGCUGUGGCUAGCUAAUAGUAAACGUCUUUGCUUCACCGUCCUUGCAAAGUCCUUGCUAUCAUACGCCACAGCCCAAAGUGGCAGAGCUCUUAAUUUAGCAUAGCAACUGCUGAAGGUAUGAAAAUCUUCAGCCUAGAGGAAAAUGGAGCCAUCUUUGGAGUCUAAAAGAAAUAGCAGUCUGAAAUCACAAGAGUUUUUUGUUUUCAAGUCUAGUUUUGACUUUCAACCAAGCUGGGGUGACCAGAACCAUGCAUUUGGACUUGUAGCAAAGAAGGGCCAAAGGGAAGGAGAAAGUCUUCUGGGCAAAUUUUUAUCUCCAUAGUAGGCAGGGCUUGAAAACAAAAUUUGAAGAAAAAACAAUAGAAAUAAUACAUUAUUUAUUAUAUAUUGUAACAGAAAAUAUGUAUAAUCAUAGUAUGAGUUUUAUCUCCGUAGUAUGCAGGACUUGAAAACAAAAUUUGAAGGAAAACCAGACAAAAAUUAGUGGGGAGAAAUUCCACUUGCUUUUAUAAAAGGUACAUAUACACAUGUAACAUCUAGAAAACUGAGCUCCCAAAGGGAAAUGCCAUAGAUGUCGCAUCUCUGGACCUGAGCAAAGCCUGCCAUGCCAUGUGGGCAAUUUUUAAUGCCGCUGGAGAAGAUGAGAUGACUAAAGGCACUGAAAGGCAUAGAAGGAUCGUGUGAAAGAGGAGGUGACAACUAGGAGCUCCGAAAGGUAAACACCAGAAUGGAGGAAGAACUACUCUGUUAAAUAUUUUCUUUUAAAAAAAACAACAAAAACCCACCAAAAAUCUGGAGUUACUUGAUUAAAUCUGCUAAUGAUUUAUUUUUUUGAUUUAAUUUUUUUAAUUAAAUUACAAUUUAAAUUUAAUGAUUUAACACCAGCUUGGAAGAUGGCGUUAAAGCGAGAAGGCUUUGAACACAGAAAGAACGAGGUAAGCUUGAAGACUGAGGUAAGAGAAGUUUGGCAUUCAGAAAACACAGGCGUGUAUUUGCAGACGAAUGACAAGCUGUGGUUCUGCGGUGGGUGAUCACAGACUCAAAACGGUGCGGGAGACAAGGGAGACAUGGCCUUCGGUGGCCAUCACAGCAAGAUGUUCCAGGCUGCUUUCCGCAGGCACCAGGCGGAGGGUGGGCAGCUGUGCUAGCCCUCUGCCCUCCUGAGCACGCCGCAGCAGGCGUAAGUACCUGUCAGCUGCCAGCCAGCACAACAGCGCCCAAAGCCAGGGUGUCACAGAAUCGCCUUUCUAAUGCAGCCUUGCAAAAACCCCAAUAUUCUGAUUAUAUCGGAACAGAUUUCUCCAGCAGAAUGAGGAAGAUACUAGUGCUGCUGUGUGAUGCACAGGGGAGAUGUCACUAAAGACUCUGAACUUCAGUACUGAGCCCUCCAGUUCAAGAAAGAUGAAGUCAAACGGUGAUUAAUGAGGAAAAUGGCCAUGAGAAUCUUUGCGGAAUGGAGAGUCUGUACCUAAGGACUGGCAAAAAGAGAUGCAGAUACAUCAGGAUUUAACUUAAGAGAGGAAAGGCUAUUUUCCUAUAAGGAAAAAAAUAAUAAUGUAUAAACUGGCCAAACAUAAACAUAAGCUAGAUAUAGAAGAUGGUUCCUAAUUUCCACAGUGGUGAAAUAGAUAAAAUAUUAGAAUAAUAGGAGCAAAAGCCCUAAACUACUUUUAAGAUAGGGCUUAACAUAUUUAUGCAAAUCACGAUGCCACAUCAUUCCAGUGGAAUCCAGACUUUCUGAGUCAGUCUGUUCUUUGCAGUCCCGUGCUCACAUGCACCUAUACAGACUCAGGCAACAUCCCCAGCAAAAGCAAGUCAGGCUGGUGGAAUACCACAUAUCGCACUUCAAAACCAUACUGGAUUUGCUGACAGGUUAAGAAAAAAAUAUUCUUUUCUAAAUGGCCCUCCUCAGAACGAUUCACUCCAAUGCUAAUGAGCCUCCUGACACAGCACAGUGCCCCAGAGCACAAAUCCCCCUUCUAAAACCACUCACCAUUUCUUAAAUGGACAUGAUGCCUAGACAGCCUUAACCAGAGAGCCUUGCGCUUCCAUGCCACACAAACCUACCAGCUAUUCGCCAUCCUCCUAAAUCACCCUACCCAUUUUUUAAUGUCGCCAACAGCAGCAUUGUAUUUCUGAUGCUUUAUGUGAUUUCCCCCUCCAGGUACUGGUUAUUCCUGCAUUCAGCUCUCUCUUACUCUAAUAUUGAUGCUUCCCUGGGCAGUUGACCCUUGUGUAGAUUGUAGCACUGUCACCUUGCUUUGUUGUGGGAUAUUGGUGAUGCAGAUUUACUGGUUUAUUCUUGAGCCAGGGACUUUUGGAAACCUAGAUAUUUAUUGGUCUUCCACUGGGCACUGUCGCUGCUCAGUUACGAGCAAUACCAUGCACCACUUUUUAGUAUUUUACUCAAGAAUAAGCUAAAAGGCAAAUUUCAUACCUGCUUUCUUUUUGGAGAGCUGACAGGUGUCGUGUUAAUUCUUCAUCGUAUGUCCUAAGCCUGUCUCUCCUUGGCACAGUGCAGGUGCUUGGUAACUAAGUAACAGGGAUUUUACCGGCAGCAAGAGGAAUGGAAAAUACAGAAGCCAUGGAGCCUGUGAUGUUCAGGCUUAGUCUCAAGCCUGGUUUUCACUUUGCAGUGCAGAAGAGGUUGCCUGUGUGAAAUAAGACAAAAAAUUCAAAUUUAUUCAGUUACUCAAGGUCUUGAGCCCAAUGGAGAAAGCAUUAUAAUAUGCAAACCCGUAUUUUUUUCAAUUUCAACCUAAGUUUCUGUUAAGGAAAAAGUACAUUUAAGUACACCUUCACUGAAAAGAAACAUCACUCGGUUCUCUGUUCCUCAUCCCUGUGCGGAAUGCACACAGCUUGCUUUUCUCACUCUUCUUUAAGCAUCUGCUCCCUUCUGCUUCCUGAGAAAAUGCCUGAAAGUUCUGAUCCAGAAAUGUACAACUCUCAUUAGCACUUACGUGAUUUUAUAGGAAAUAAUGCACCAUAAACUAUCUUGGAGCAGUGUUCAAGCAUUGGUCUUCAUAAAUAAAACUGAAGAAAACUCGUUGUCGACUGACAUAAUCACAUCUAUUUAAAAUCACUCAUUUUGGAUUUUUUAGGCAGUUAAGACGAAGUUUGUUUGUGAAACAUUCCUGCCCACUUGCACACAUUGUCACUCUUUCCAUUACCAGAAGAUGUUUGUUACAAUCUAGCACUUGAGAAUCACUUGUGUUCUAUUGUCAAAAUGAAUGAUUAAAGUUUCAAGAUGACUGAGCUAAUUUACCAGCUUCCUGCUGCUAUUCCACCCACACCUUUCUGGAUGCAUGCUGGAUUUUUUUAAUCUUUUGAUCUCUUGUACUCAUGAACUGAGUCAAAACUGACAACAAUUAAAAAAAAAACCCAACCAAACAACCAAAAAGUUAAUGCCCCAUAUUCAGAGAACAAGGAGAUACAAUUCAGAGUAAGAAAAGUUUCUAAAGUCACUCUGUCCUAUGGCUCAGCCAAGACUGAAAGGAGCUUGAAACUUCAUUAUUCUCACAUUGCCCAAACAAAUGCAGCUAACUACACUCCACAAACUGGUCAGAAUAAAUCGUCAGCGUGAGCAUAACAUACCUGAACACAGCAACGAACCUCAUCAUUGUGAAGGCACCAUUACUAUGAAAGGAUGACAACAAUUGCUAAGAAUUGCUUUUAACACCAUGAAUUAAAAACCAGGGGAAGUACAACUAGUAAAAUCCUGAUGUUUCCUUUAGAAAUGUAGACAGGAUGAAAACGAAUAUAAACCUUGCAAAUUUCUCUGCUGCAUUGGGCCCUGUAGCGUCAUAUAGAUGAAGAGAAGUUCAAACUCUUAUCCCAUACAUUCAACACUAUGUUGCAACCGCAACCCGCUGUGCUCCUCUGGUUUCCCAGGCUUGACAGUACCCCCUGACACAGCCCUGUGCGUGCUUUUGUCAGCAACACAGCAAUGCAGGCAGAGGGAAACAACACAUCAUCAGCACGGGUGUUACAGAGCAGGAAACAUUUUAAGAACAGAGGGGUGUGUUCAGGCUCGGUCCGCAGAGAAGGCAUAUCUGCAAAUGUGCUUUUAAGAACACUUGACUUCAUGGAAUGCCAGAGACAGGUUUUUUUUCUCCCUUGCUAUGUGUGCAAAAUCUAACAUGGAAUGAAUAACGGGUUACUCCCACUUUGGUUUUUAACAAAUGGAACUGGACACUCCUUUGAGAGCAGUAAGUGAAAAGAAGUGCAAACUCCAUCCAGUAAGGUUUUCUAAUUCUCUUGGAUCAGACUUCUUAAAAGUAAUUCAAAUUUUUCAUUUUUCUUUUUUAAAAGGCAUGAAAAACUUAAGACAUAUACGUAACCAAUCUUUAUGUUAAUAGCGCUUAUAAAAACCCCACCAAACAUAAAGUACACGUUCACACAACUAGCCUCCUUGUUGUGAAGUAUGAUGCAUGGUCGCAGGCAAUCCUUCAAGCAACAUUAUAGAUGGAAUUGAAGAUCAAGUGUAAGGAGACAAGCAUCUAAACCAUGGAUGUUUUCAGGCCAUCUGCUGAUGUGCUUUCAUUCCUUCCACACUGAACACAAACCUUCACCAAAAUCCUUUUUGUUCCCUUAUGUGGCAUUAUUAGAGGAACCUACAGAAGCUGACAAAUCUGAAUGUCAUCAGAAUUAUCUUCAAAACUUGAGAUCUGCUUGGCAAUGCUUUGGGAGGGAGACCACUGCCACAGACAAGGAUACUUAUUCAAAAUAAACAUAAUUAAUUAAAUUUAAACGUUUGUCUUUACAGGAAGGCAUAAGUAGGAAUCCAAAGAAUUCACAAGUACAUCUCACCAUUUCUAAAGACUGCAAAUUACACAAUUAAAUACAAUAUAUGAAUUUCUGAACUUCAUGCCGAAAUGAUCAGGUAUUUUGCAUAAAAAAGCCCAAUCAACCAACUGAGCAAAAAAACCAAACCCCCAAACACUCCAAAUCCCCCAUAAACAAAUCAAAAAGACUGUGAACAUAAGAUUUUGACCAAUACAAACAUUUUUUAACUUUGUAAAUAUGAAAGCAUUGACAAUACCCUUAGUUACAUAGGUAUGCUUAAGACUUAAUAAAUAAAAAAUGGAUUUAGGUCUUCCUAUACAAGCUGGACACAGAAAUUUGACCCAAGCCCAAGUCCUGCCUACGUAAGAUGACUUUUCAGCACGUCCGCUGUCACAGACUUUUGAUCCAUGGUCACUAAACAAUUCAAGGGACCCUACUGGUCUUUUGGGCAAUUUGUCACUUUGUAUGACGUAAGUCACCUUUGCCUCAAAUACAAAGAGAAAAAAAAUCUCACAUUUUCUACAAUGACAUACAUUAUGUUUUGUGCUUUUUGAUAGAGCAAAAGCUGCCAUUUUCCCUUAAUCAAUUCAACUGCCUCAGCACUUUCCAAAAAGCACCUUCUUGACAACUUCAGCUACCUUGGGACCCAGAAUUAUUAAAGCUUGAACCUUUCAUCUGCUUUGCAACAGACUGAGUAACACAUAAGUAUGCAACCUGACUUAUAGAAACUAGCGUGAUGGAAAGAGUUGCCUAAUUUCCUCAUCGCCUGUGACUGACAGGUAACGGCUGAUCUCAGAAUGUCUUAUUUCCAAAGCAGAGAACAGUGGCAAGGUUGAUGGAUCUCCCUGCACAGCAGCCUGCCACACGCUGUCCUUGUAAACCUGUCCUGCCUUCCCAGCCUAAACCAAAUGCAGCUGGUACCCAGACCCAUCACUAAAUCCGUUUAAAGCAGGCGUAUCAGACCCAAGUUUGGCUUUGCUGUCAAAAGAAUUAAUCAGACAUACAGAUGUCCUCCCAGACGAAGAUACAUGCUGCAAUAUAAAUGUGCCCAAGCCUACCGCUUCCCAAACAAUUUAACAGUGACAAAAGGGUGUCCUUAAAGUUCCUCAAGUGUUUAAGCUACUGAAACAAAAUAAUGAUGGCAGUCCUCUUCACCUUCAUCCACACUGAAACAGUACAUUUUCGACCAACUUCAUACCACAAUACACUAUUACAAUCAGCCUCUUUUCCUUCGCCAGUGUGUUUUAUUUAAAAUGACUUCAGUUUUCAGAAAAACCAAAACAAAAAACUCCGUCUUAGAGAGAAGCAUAUUACAGCUGAGCAGACUCUUAAUCAGUUGACACUGGCCAUCUGUAGAUCCCA
Molecule: messenger RNA, 10551 nt
Organism: Falco peregrinus (peregrine falcon)
Lineage: Eukaryota; Metazoa; Chordata; Aves; Falconiformes; Falconidae
Gene: SLC26A3
Product: solute carrier family 26 member 3
Exons: 21
Coding region: 821-3088 (755 amino acids)
Biological process (GO): transmembrane transport
Cellular component (GO): membrane
Molecular function (GO): secondary active sulfate transmembrane transporter activity; oxalate transmembrane transporter activity; chloride transmembrane transporter activity
Source: RefSeq, a predicted model, not a curated record